Messenger RNA from Colletotrichum destructivum, 2955 nucleotides. Its product is annotated as Putative oligopeptide transporter, OPT superfamily. NCBI's taxonomy places the organism in Eukaryota, Fungi, Ascomycota, Sordariomycetes, Glomerellales, Glomerellaceae. Gene Ontology annotation, molecular function: oligopeptide transmembrane transporter activity. The coding region runs from base 352 to 2586 and encodes 744 amino acids. Gene Ontology annotation, cellular component: fungal-type vacuole membrane. The transcript is spliced from 9 exons. The record is from RefSeq and is a predicted model, not a curated record.
CUUCGUCGACGCUCUGUUGCGCCGUCUUAUGUAAUUGAGUAUUCGACUUCCUAUUUCAUCAAGCACGACAUACCGCCUCAACCGAGCCGAGUGAACAACACGGCACCCCCUCUCUGCAUACUCUCUGUCUCGUGGCUACCCUCAUCCCUUUUACAAGCAUUCUCAUGCACAUUUCGCGGCCGACAACGAUUCGAACGUCGGGUUGUCUCAUCCAUCACAGAGUGAGGUUGUAACGCUCAUUCCUCCUCUUCUACCCCCACCACGGGAAUCGACCUCGAGUUUGCAACCCUUGGCGGCCCUCGUCGGUUAUCCUUCGCAUAACGCUCGCAAUCACCACGUGAAGAAGUGAACAUGGCUCCAGACCGGGGAUACCGCGACGAUGAAGGCGGGCACGAUGGUCACAGUGUUGUCAGAUCUAGCAGUACUAUUCAGAUCCACGACGCCAACACUGCGAACACCCUUAAGCAAGGACCCGUUAUCAACGGCCGCAGCUUCACUCUUCGCGGUGUCCUUGUGGGCCUUUUGGUCGGCCUCGUCAUCUGCUUCUCCAACAUGUAUUUUGGCCUACAGACUGGAUGGGUAAGCACCAUGACCAUGCCGGCCAGUCUGCUCGGCUUCGGCAUUUUCAAGGCGCUUUCUCGCCACCUGUUGUUCCCCUUCAGUCCUGUCGAAAACGUACUCGUUCAGACCGUGGCUGGAAGCAUGGCCAUCAUGCCACUCGGCUGCGGGUUCGUUGGUGUGAUUCCCGCAAUGAACUAUCUCCUAGCUCCCGAGGAACAGGGACCCCUCAACAUCCCUCUCUGGAAGCUGGUCCUCUGGUCCCUGGGCCUCUGUUACUUUGGCGUUGUCUUUGCUGUCCCCCUUCGACGACAGGUAAUCAUACGCGAGAGGCUGCGCUUCCCAAGCGGCUUCAGCACUGCCGUGCUCAUUGGGGUUCUUCAUGGCCAAACACGCAAGGCCGGUCCCGAUGCCGUAUCGGGUGGCUUUGCAAGCCUGGUCCCGGAUCAGGAUGGCAAGUCGGACCCGGCACCAGAAUCUGUCCAUGGUGAUCCUGCAAACAUUGCAGACCCCGAGAACGCCAACUUCGAUGGCCCGGAGAACGGAUCUCAUGACGACUGGGCGCGGAACAUGAGGCUACUGCUAAUAUGCUUUGGAGUCUCGGGCCUCUACACACUCUGCUCUUACUUCUUACCUGCGCUGCGGAACAUCCCCGUCUUCGGCAGCCAGGCUGCUGGGGUUUGGUUGUGGACUUUGAAUCCAAGCCCGGCCUACAUCGGCCAGGGCAUCAUCAUGGGUCCCGAGACAACUUUGCACAUGCUCUUCGGCGCUGUCAUUGGAUGGGGUGUACUAUCCCCCUUGGCCAAGUAUCAGGGUUGGGCGCCCGGCUCCAUCGAUGACUGGGAGACUGGCAGCAAAGGCUGGAUCGUGUGGGUUUCUUUAGCCAUCAUGCUUGCUGAUGCCAUCGUUAACCUUGGGUACAUCGCCUUCCGGCCCCUGGCGCAACGGUUCCGCAGCGAAGGGAUCACAGGACUUUGGCAGCGAAUGGUGGAUCAAGGGCAACAGUAUCUGGGGACUGGACACGGUUCGAGCCAGGGCUACUCGGCUUUGAACACAGACGAAGACGGAGAAGCAACAAGCACCUCCAGGCUUUUGCCGGGGGCGACACAAGGCCCGGCCGUGCUUCGCAGAGCGUCGGCGUCGACAAAUGAUGGUUUCCGGUUGGAUGAGGCAGACGCACUGCCGGAGCAGCAAAUCAGCAACAAGGUUGUGGCUGUCGGCUUAGUAUUGUCGAUCCUGCUUUGCAUCACGACCAUCCACCUAGUUUUUGGUGACCUUGUCCCGCUUUACGCGACCGUCGUCGCUGUUCUCAUGGCGCUCCUUCUCAGCAUCAUGGGUGUCCGAGCACUCGGCGAGACGGAUCUCAACCCCGUUUCUGGCAUUAGCAAACUUGCACAGCUCUUCUUCGCCCUCAUCAUACCUCAGUCGCAUAAGUCGAGUGUGUUAAUCAACCUAGUGGCAGGCGCCGUGUCCGAAGCAGGUGCCUUGCAAGCGGGCGACCUCAUGCAAGAUCUCAAGACAGGCCAUCUUCUCGGAGCUGCACCUAACGCCCAAUUCUGGGGCCAGGUAAUUGGUGCGACGGCAGGCGCCAUCGUCAGUGCCUUUGUGUACCAAUUGUAUACAGCAGUCUACACCAUUCCCGGUGAUCUAUUCCAGGUCCCCACAGGCUACGUGUGGAUAUUUACAGCCAGGUUGGUCACAGGCAAGGGCUUGCCGCCCAUGGCUCAAGAGUGGGCACUCGGGUUUGGCAUUGUCUUUGCCAUAACCACUUUUGUCAGGGCGACGACGACUGGCAGGGUGUGGCGGCCGCUGGUGCCAGGAGGCAUUGCCGUGGCGGUUGGAAUGUACAACGUGCCAUCUUUCACACUAGCCAGGACAGUUGGCGGUAUGCUCAGCUGGUACUGGAUCACAAGGCGAGGCGAGUCGAGUACGCCGCUGAUUGUGUUGGCUUCGGGAUUCAUUCUUGGCGAGGGGUUCCUCAGUAUCGUCAACCUCAUUCUGCAGAGCCUCGGCGUACCACAUUACUAGGCCUGACAUAGGAUAGCAUUUACGGCGGGAACAGACGCGUCUGAAGGUAAAGAGUGCGGAAGAGAAGGAAAGGUACGAACGGGGUAGGCUGCACGAGGAUUGACAACCAAAACUAGAGACGCGGGAUUAGAGCCUGACUUGGUGAUAGUAAUGACAGGGUUGGUAGCUUGAUACAGAGUGUUUUGUUGCGAAACGGGACAGCACCGAAUAACUUCUCAUCAUGUAAGGAAGGUGUCUAUCAGAAAGUCAAGGCAUUUGCAGUGGCGUUGUGCAGUCAGAGAAAGUAUGGCGCUUUUAUUCAAAAGUCCAUUGGCCUCCGAGGGGCGUGUAGGUUCCAUCAUCUCUUCAGCGCAUAAAAGGCUCGAUAGC